Messenger RNA from Amoebophrya sp. A25, 4918 nucleotides. The record is from the annotation of a GenBank genome assembly. NCBI's taxonomy places the organism in Eukaryota, Dinophyceae, Syndiniales, Amoebophryaceae.
CUUGGAUAGAAUAUCAGCUGUGCAACGAGUGUUGCGGAUAGAGACGAGUCCGCCGUUGAAUGGUCGUCAAUUAAUUUCCUCAUUGGAUGGGUUCCUUGAGAGCAAAAGGUACGGAGAAAGCUUAUCGAGGCGUGCUGGUAUGAUUGUGGCAACUUUCGUCAGUGAAUUGAUGCAGAUGCAAAGCGGGGAGGAUCAACCUGGCGCUCUUGCUGAGCCUGAGCAACAACCUAUGACGAGAGUCGUGCAGGAGAACGAGAUACCGAGUGAUAUCCUGGAUGCUGUGCAAGGUGCUCUGGAAUUUGGGAAGGCAGAUUGCAGCCGCGACCUCCUACAGAAUAGCCUGACGGUAAUCAAGCAUUUUUUGAGCGAGACAGCAGCCGUAGUUUUAGUACUUAGAAAAGAGCUGGAAGAUGGUGGUCGUGAUCAUCUUGAUGAUUCUGAAAAUAUACGAGGCGCACCAGACACGGUGAGCAGACGACCUCGAAGUGGAGUAGGAAUCUACAUCGCGCCUUCUGCUAUACCUGGAGCUCUAGCUGUCGUUGAUGAUCUCUUACUGCGUCUGGAGCGCGGGAUCUCGAACUAUGCAAACACAAUGCAAUUGUGGACGCCCGACUUGGCGAAAAGAGAAGCAAAUUGUGCUGCUGGGUCUGGAAAGACCUCUGACAGCGUAGUUGGGAAGCAGCAAAGUAUAAUCACUCCAACCGGUAUUAAAAGUAAGAGAUCCGACGAGGACGACACGGAGCACGAGCACACUGGGUCUGGAAAGACCCCUGUUGACAGUUGUGGAGAUGGGAAGGAACAAAGACAAAGUGUGACUAGCUGCACCGGCAAAGCAAGAGACGACGAUCUCCACACGGAGCACGAAGAGCACGCUGCGUCAAGGCUUCUAUGUGCUGUCCCUCUCGUGUGGCCAACAGAAGCUGAAUUUCGCCGCGCCAUUCUUGACACGUGGGGCCGUGGCGGGGCCGAAAGUUCAGGCGGAUGCGACGAAAUAUAUUUUUUCACGGCUCUGCCAGACGACUUCUGUACAAACUUUUGUGCAGCGUAUAAAGAAAUGCAGCAAGAAAAAAUGGACUUUUCAAAUGAUUUGAUGUCCUCGGGUCACAACAAGAAGAAGCACGAUUACAAGAACCACGAUCUUGACACGUUGUUGAAGUUUACACCGACUUCGCUGCUUACUGGCCGUCAGAGUAUCCACGACUGGGCAACAAGCGGCAACCGUGAGGUCGUUAAAGGUCAAGCGAGCAAGCGACCACCUGAUGUAGAAGAACAAGAAGAUUUCUCUCAACAAGAGUCGUCGACCAACGAUUCUUUUUUCCGUACACAACUUUGUGAGGAAGUAGAAGACGAUGCUGCACGUAACCUCAGGAACGAGGACUACGACCACCAGGACUACUGUCUACCUGAAGGAAUCAUCAAUCUUCGGCGUGUCUUUCUGCAUAUUCCUCCCGACCGGUCGGACUUUUCUUACAAGUACGAAAGAAGCUGAAGAUCCAUUCUAUUCAACACUAGUUCAUUUCAACAUUACUAGCCAAGAAUUAGUGCAGCGUACUCUUUAUUAUAACAGAACAGUUUAUAACACGAAUGGCGGUUGGCACGGUUGGCACGAAUGACACGGUUGGAACAACCCAACGAAGCCAAAAAGUGCCACGAAUGGCGCGGUUGGCGUUGGCGCAAGCGGACAGGGAUGGGGAUUCGAAGGGCUGCAAUUCUACGGAAAGCCCCCCUGCCAUUUUCAAAAUGGUAAGGGAGCUAGCCAGAAACAGAGCUGACUUGGCUGCUCUCUAAAGAGUGCGGAGCCUAGUGCGGCUGACAGUCGGAGGGCUGGCUUCUUUCUUGGAACUACCGCGCGGGCCACGCAAAUUCUGGUGGACUUGCAUGACCCCCGCGGAAUUCCACGAGAGGAAUGCUGCGACGAGGCGGGUGCUUUAGCAUGCGGCCUUCGCCCUAGGGUGCUCAGCUGAUCCACCGCGCCGCCGCUGUGGGAGAGCGGCGACGGAGGUGGGCCGUGGCUUGGGGGGCGGGUCGGAUGCGUGGCAGCUUCGAAUCGCGGGUGGCAAAGGAGGGCUGGAGCAAAAGCAACGCGCCCGAAGGGCGCCGGGCUUGUGGAGCCUACUGAAGCGCAACGCCGUGGAGGGUGUGGCAGAUUGGUCGCAGGGCGCCCGAGUGGGAUUCCCAAAGUAUGUGCGCAGAAUUCGGAGAGAGCGGCAACGCCGCGGGGGAGGUACCGCUUGAAAACGCAGGGCGCCCGAAGGGCGCCCCGCUCUCGAAGGUCUGAAAGGUCCACGAAUGGCACGAAUGGCGGAGCACAUUGAAGCCCCGGAUUGGAUGCCUGCCAUUCGUUCCAACCGUUCCAUUCGUGCCAUGCCAACCGGCCCCCGGGAAACUUAUAAACUGUUCUGUUAUAAUGAUUAUGCUAUUAAUACCCUUCUGAAGACUUCUACUACGAGCUAAUAAUCAAUUGUGAUCUACUUGUACUUCUUGUCGUACUUCAAAAAUGUCUUAUUGUUCUCUCGUCUUAGAAAGUCCUAGGUUCAUCUUAUUAUUGUUCUCUCGUCCACCUGUGGUCUUUCUCAUCAUCUUUUUUCAUGUCACGUAUUCCGACGCAAAUUUUAGUUGGAGCAUGAAGUGGCAGAAAGAUGCCGAAAAGAACACGGUGACUAAGGUUCUCCACAUCAUGGAGCAUAUUCAGAGCGGCGGCUUGGCUAGAGAGCUCCAAAGGAGAGCCAAUCGCCUUGCCGACAUCUUUUUCCAGAGAAGCGAAGCUCUGAUGUCACUGUCUUCAUCUUCCUCGCUAGGGGAGCAAGAAAAGGAAGAUGUUGAAAGGAAUCACGUCCUCAAUAUGGAACUGCAACUACAGCACGUUGAGGAUAAAACCAAUCAUGUCAAGAUGGAACUGCAACUACAGCACGUUGAGAAAGGAGAAAAGCAAAGGCAAGGAGAAAAGCAAAGGCAAACAUUGGCGCUCUCGUAUCGCGAUCUGAGUGUCAAGUUGCGGGAUUGGCAGAGUAUAACAUCGCCUGGCGGUGCGUUCUGGACCUGUCGUCUCGAAAGGGAUACCUUCUUCAUACCAGCGAAUUUUCGCCGGCUGGUACGAAAUGCAGACGUAAAAGACUGGCGGACGAGUCUGGGACUGCCGCAGUUAUACGAACUUUGGUUAAGGCUAGUUUUUCUAUCCUAAAACCGUAAGUAUUAACCGUCUCAAGGAGCUCAGAAGUGAAAAGGUACAACCAUGAGGAGCUCAACAGAAGUGAAAAGAGAAUAACCGUAUUAACCGUAGUACCAUGAGGAGCAGCUCAGAAGUACAACUUAAAAAGAGAUGAAACAGCUACUACAGCUAACCUAGGACGGACGAAGGCCUUGGAAUGACGGUGGCCCAGGGGUCUGCAUCAGUGCCGGAGCCUUGCAACGGAUGGGACAGUUUCUCUUAUGCUAGCGGGGAUAUCUCGUUACUAGAAUUGUCUUUCUAACUACUUAUGCUGAUGUAGCUAAAAAAGCUCUAAUACAACUAACUACUUCGCGGGGGACGGAUACACCAAGAACGUUGCAGUUUCUACUAUGUGAUCAAUUAAUAUCUAUGUUAUAUAUAAAUUUUUAGUGAGGUGACAGCUCCACCGGUCCUUCUUCUUCUUCCUCCUUUACUUGAGGUAUGGUUUCUUCUUCUUUAGUGAGGUAUGUCUUCUUUAAUGAGGUAUGGCUUGUCUUCUUUAGUGACGUAUGGCUUCUUCUUCUUUUCUGUUUUCUAAUGGCAGGACGAAUGGAAAUACAUCUGCAAAACAUCAACUGGUUCUCCAACCUGCCGGGUUUGGAUCCAGAACAGUGCCAGCCCUACAAAACGGGUCACCGGGAAGAUAAAUUUCUGAAUGCCUGUCUAGCUUAAGGCUUUCCCAGAUUACCCGCCCAGAUGUUGUUUGAUUCAUAUUAAUUGAGCAGGAGCGUCUUUGUGUUUUGCUUUUGCUCGUCUCAUCGUCCUUCAUUUUCAUCUAAGAGAAAUAUUUAUAACACUUGAAAGAGACUGCUCAACAAGAUGAAUAUCUAUCUCUAUGGGUAAAUAACGUCUAAAUCACAGAGGUCGGCUCGUACCCUGACCUCUUUGGUUUGUCGAAAGAAAAAAUGGACCGCCUUGCUGGGUGGACUAAAAUUGAAGAGAACCACCUUCGUCUUGCUGACGCGGCUGACGCUGAGAAAAAUGAGCACGACUCGCCUAUGACAACUAUGUCCCCUAACAAUGGAAUCGUGCGUGACGAAUUCGGUAGGGACGCGUUUGUGAUCGUACCAUAUUCGAGAUACUACACUGUUGAGCUUCCGAUCCGCAAUCCGAUGCGAUCUUGGAUAGAGAGGACUCACGCAUCUUGGAAUUACUUCAAGGCGAGAACUGAGCAAUUCCUGCACUGUGCCGGGCGUCCGAACCACAUGCCCAGAUUAGCGUUCAUUAAGGUGAAGAUUUUUGGAGGUUUAUUUCUAUGUCAUUCUCCUUCGGUUUGUUGAUCCAUGAUGCACCCCGUACUAGUGCGUCUGCGUGGAAUAAAGAACGCCAUCUUCACAGCUAUCUGAUAAAAGAUUCUAGCCAAGGCUUCCAGAACCACACUCCUCUAACUUCAGCAAUUUCCCAGUGUCCUUCAACAGCUUCAAGGAAUUACCGCAAUUCUACGAGCUGCAAACUGUAUUGGAUGGUAUCGCAGAUGAGGAGAGACGAGGUGAACAAGAUGGACAUGGAGACUGAUGGAGGAGGUAUUUGAUGUGUGCUUCCUACGUACUAGAAAGCACUAGAAGAGAUUGUAGAUAAUAAUUAGGAUACAGCCGUGCUGUCAUCUUUGGACACACACUAUAAUUUCUUCAUACCUUUAAUGUUCCUUCUUGUGGAUGGGGGUGAUGAAAAUGACGAACAACCUUAUUUCAUCCCAGACUGGGAAUACGC